This is a messenger RNA of Umbelopsis ramanniana AG, 1590 nucleotides long. RefSeq lists its product as uncharacterized. The coding region runs from base 56 to 1387 and encodes 443 amino acids. Gene Ontology annotation, molecular function: GPI mannosyltransferase activity; alpha-1,6-mannosyltransferase activity. Gene Ontology annotation, cellular component: endoplasmic reticulum membrane; mannosyltransferase complex. The record is from RefSeq and is a predicted model, not a curated record. Gene Ontology annotation, biological process: GPI anchor biosynthetic process. NCBI's taxonomy places the organism in Eukaryota, Fungi, Mucoromycota, Umbelopsidomycetes, Umbelopsidales, Umbelopsidaceae. The transcript has 6 exons.
CUGGCAUACGGCGCGAGUUGCUUAUGGCACUAAAAGAUUCCGCAACAACUGGUUCAUGUCGCGUCUACUGACAGUGUACGCAACAGCAGCAUCCACGAGGAUACUGACUAUAAUACUGGCUGUCAUCUCGAAAGCAUUUGUGGAUGACUACGACUCUUCAGCCGAAACCAUCUUAUUGGGUUCAUCUAACGCUCUCAUUCCGAAUAACCUACUCUACCAAUUCUUUUCUGUCUUUGUGCGCUGGGAUGCGUUCUACUACUUGCACAUUGCUGAAAACGGAUAUGUCUACGAACAAGAGCAUGCCUUCUUUCCCAUGUUACCAAUGCUGUCAAGGCUGGUCUCAGAGACAGUUUUGAGUCCAUUCAAGUAUCUCAUAGGCGAUCAAUAUACCCUUGUCCUGUCAGGUGUACUUAUUUCAAACAUUUCAUUUGUUUUGGCGGCGGGAGUACUCUAUAAAUUAUCCAACAAUGUAUACCAUGGAAACGAAACCUUAGCAUACCUUAGCGCAUUAGCGUUCGCCUUAAGCCCAGCAUCUAUGUUCAUCUCAUCAUUUUACUCUGAAUCUCUAUUCGCACUGCUCACUUUCACCGGUAUGUUGUGUGUCUCACGCCAGCAAUACAUUCGUGCGUCAGUCGUAUGGGGAAUAGCAUCUGCUACCAGAUCCAAUGCAGUGCUGUACUCUGGAUAUAUUGUCUACGACCUGGUUGUGCGAAAUUAUAUACGACAAAAAUCUGUUAAGAAUGCAAUUGCUGGCUUAACUUUGGCCAUGGGAUGUACCAUGCUUGUAUGUCUUGGCUUCAUUACAUUCCAAGUUUAUGGCUAUCAUCUAUAUUGUAUCCUGGAUCACCGUCCAUGGUGUCAGCAGACGAUCCCUCUACUGUAUUCAUUUGUACAAAAGUUCUACUGGGGUAAUGGUUUCUUAGCAUACUAUGAAGUGAAGCAGAUACCAAACUUUUUGUUAGCUUCACCCAUCAUCAUGAUUUCAUGCUACGGAAUUUGGAGUUACUUCUCGUUUGACAAAUCAAGGUUUCUGACGGUUGGAAUGAAAAGUGACAUAGCUCCCGUCAAUGACAAUGAAGAGAAGGACGAUGGGGUGGAAGAAGUACCGAUCAGCAGCGGGUUUUUGUCGGAUAAAACAUUGCCUCAUAUUUAUUUAUGGGCAAUUCUAAUUAUUGCAGUUGUUACAAGUAUGCAUGUUCAAAUCGUCACCCGGUUCUUUUCCUGUUUGCCAGUGCUGUACUGGUUCAUUGGACAUGUAUGGAUGACAGCGUUAACGCCAACGGCAUCCAAAUCUCAAAAAGUCAUCGCAAAAAUCAUCCUGUACUAUCAAAUUUUGUAUGGCCUGGUUGGUGUCGUUCUCUUUGCAAGCUUCUUCCCGCCAGCCUGAACUUUCUUUCAACAGGGAAAGCACAUUUCUGUUUAUACAUAUUGCACUGUUAUACAAUGCACGUCCAUCAAUAUUGUUUCAAUCUUUCUGACAUACUUGAUAACGGUUCAUCCAACUUGGAAUCAUUUUCUACGAUUUAAUUGUUGUAAUAUUCGCGACACCGCGCAACACCCAUUAUUGACAGUCAAUACAAACGCAACACU